Messenger RNA from Vombatus ursinus (common wombat), 948 nucleotides. RefSeq names its product PHD finger protein 7-like. The annotation marks the transcript as partial. The record is from RefSeq and is a predicted model, not a curated record. The transcript has 3 exons. Lineage: Eukaryota; Metazoa; Chordata; Mammalia; Diprotodontia; Vombatidae. Gene Ontology annotation, cellular component: nucleus.
CCCCUUGCCUCACUUUGGCUCCUGGCCAAGUGGCCAGAGAUUCCAAACCUUUGAUUGUACACCGGUUGUCCCUUAUUCACAACUUCUCCUCUUUCUGCAGAGAUGCUGCCUGGGAACUUGAGCCAGGGGCUUUCUCAGAAUUAUACCAACGCCAUCAACAUUGUGAUGCUCCAAUUUGCCUUUAUAAAGAUGGCAGAGACAACUUUGAGAAUGAAGGGAGGUGGAGCCUCAUUUUGUGUACUACUUGUGGAUCCCAAGGAACCCACAAAAGUUGUUCCACUCUUAGGAGCAACUCUAAGAAGUGGGAAUGUGCAGAGUGUGUAUCAACAGGUGAAAUACCUGGUUGCAGUAAAACCGUAAGUCCCAGAAGGCAUUUUUACAGAGAGACUGGGCAAAAUAGUUCCCAGGAAGAAAAUCCAGGGCCUUCCUUAAGAGAAAGGCCAGGACCCUCCUUUUUACAAGAAAGUUCAGAACUCUCCUCUCCAGAAAAGGCAGAACCUUCCUGUUGGGAAAGGAGAAGAUCUACAUGGCGAGCGAAGCGUGUCAAAAUCUCUAAACACCACAAAAAAAAAGAGUAAUAUCUCAUCAGGAGAAGAUACCAAGCACCACCAGGUAGAUCUGUUUUUUUUCCUUAGCUUGUGCUGAGAAAUGGGACUCCUGGGUUCUGGGAAGAGGAUGGGAAGCUAGCAAUGAGAAGAGCUGAUCAGGAGAUAGGACACCUGGAUUCUGAGAGGAGGGCAGAAUUAGGAGACAGAGGAUUCUAGGUUCAAAAAUGGGAACAACCAUAUUCCCUAUAUAGAUUUUUGUCAUAGAAGUUGUGGUCAUCAGAGUACUUCUGAUUUUUUUCUCCCUUACUUUCAGGGCUUUCUUUGUCUUCUCCUCCUACUGUGAUUUCUCCUGAGUCAUUCUGAUCUCAUCUAGUUCCCCUCAAUCUUUUCUUACUUCAAA